Molecule: messenger RNA, 408 nt
Organism: Cooperia oncophora
Lineage: Eukaryota; Metazoa; Nematoda; Chromadorea; Rhabditida; Trichostrongylidae
Source: the annotation of a GenBank genome assembly
AUGGUGGUAGAGCGGCCAGUGAACGACGACGCGAUCGCUAGCAUGAAGGGUUUCCUGGAAGCUGCCUGCAAACGUUCAGCACCUGUCUCACCGGUUAAGAAGCCUCCGGAUGCGACCGUUCCAGAAAUGAGAACAGCGAUAGAAAGGAGAGACAGGAACAUCGACAACCUGAUAAAGCGCGAGAACGAGAGAAGGUCUAAAUCACAGACUGGGGCUUUCAAAGAAAAUAGCGUGUUGGACAACAACAGCAACGAAAGACAUUCCAGUCAAAGGAAACGUUCAUCCAUUAAAGAAAUUCGGUUCCAAGAGAAAAUCCGAAAUUCGUGGAUAAUAAACAAUAAACGGAUAUUAAUAACUAAUGAAUACAAUUAUAUGUUGAUGUUGACCUCUAACGGCGCCGUCAACUAG